Pelecanus crispus (Dalmatian pelican) is the source of this 774-nucleotide messenger RNA. Lineage: Eukaryota; Metazoa; Chordata; Aves; Pelecaniformes; Pelecanidae. The record is from RefSeq and is a predicted model, not a curated record.
GGUGACUUUUAAAUACAAUGGCUCUACAAUCGUCCCUGGAGACCAAGGGGUAGACUAUGAAACCUUUAAAAGGAAGUGCACAGAUGAUGUUCGAUUGUUUGGCUUUGUCCGAUUCACCACCGGCGAUGCCAUGAGCAAGCGAGUCAAGUUUGCCCUCAUCACUUGGAUUGGAGAGGAUGUCAGUGGCCUGCAGAGAGCCAAAACUGGGACCGACAAGACUCUGGUCAAAGAAGUAGUACAGAACUUUGCCAAAGAAUUUGUGAUCAGUGACCACAAAGAGCUGGAUGAGGAUUACAUUAAGAACGAGCUGAAGAAAGCAGGGGGGGCUAAUUAUGAUGCACAGACUGAGUAAACGCACAAACCUCCUGGCACCAUCACCUGGAUCUCAAAGGGAGGGGAAAGGCACAACAAACUAACACAACUGAGAGAUGAGGCAACUGAAAUCCCCAGCUUUCUGUGUGUGCACCUAAGAACUCCCUUCCUUUGCGUACAGCGGACUUUUUUUUUCCAUUCCAUCUCAUGAAACAUCCCUCUCUGGGGUUCUGUCAUUUCCACCCCCCCAUUUUUUUACUCAUAACUCUGUCUGUGUUCUCGCAUCUGUGGAAUUUAGGUUUGGCUCUGCUUUGGUCCUGUUCAGCAUUGUGUUCGUAGAGGCUUGCCAUUGUGUCCUUCUUCGUAUGCGUGCAUGUCUGUGUGUCUUAGUUGGGUUCAACCUGGUCUCUGAGGAGAGAAAGUUUUGGGGGAGUUCUGAACAUGGAUUAUUUUAAUUUUUUU